UUUGUGCACGUGAGAAUGGUCUACCGUGCACGUGCAAGUUAAACUUAUCCGGGCUAUAUAUCCGGGAUGUGUGUGUGAAGUGGACCCAAAAAAAAAUUUGCACGGUGACUGGUCACUGGUCGGGACUCCGAGGCUAAUACAAAUUCGUUUUCUAGUCACGACUGUCACACAGUUAGUGUUGUGUGUGUGGACUAGUAGACGAUGAUGCAGGACGAGAAUUCUUCAUCUCAACGCUGCUCUUGUCUGACGAGAAUUAGCAAUGCGAUCGAGCACGCCCUCGAGACGUUCUUCUACAAGCUCGGCGAGAAGGUCGGUGCUUAUCCCGUACGGACCAUCGUCAUCAUGUUCAUCGUCGCGUUCGUCUGUAUGGCCGGUCUCUCGCGUUUUCGUCAAGAGAGUCGACCCAACAAGCUGUGGGUUCCGAGAAAUGCCGAGGCACUCGAUCAGAAGGAAUGGGUCGGGAGAGUCUUUCCCGAAACAGCUCGCUAUGGCUUCUUGAUCGUCACUCCAACGAAGGGAGAAAAUGUUCUUACACCUGCUGUGUUGAAGGAGCUCUACGACCUGCAUGUGUCAAUUGUUAACAUUACGGCACCGGGAAGCACUUUUUUCAGGAGCACAAUACCACUUGGGAGCAGCUCUGCUUUAGGCGUAACCUGAGACGUUGCUGGAUUUCUAGCAUUCUGGAGUUGUGGGAGUUUGAUAGAGACAGAAUCUAUGGUCUGACAUCCCAUGAUAUAUUGUCAGAACUGAACAAAAACAAUCUUACUGAGUAGGUACUUGAUUGAUUUCUAUUAUGGUGGGCACAGGUGUAUAGAUAUUUUGUAUGUAAGCGUUUGAUUGUUGGUCUUUAGUUUGUGUCUGUUGCAUCUUGUUUGCUUUCUGUCUGUCUGUCGAUCUCAUUUGUGUGUUUGUGUUUGUUCUUGCAUUUCAUCUGUUUGUCUGUCUCUCUGUUUGUCUGUCUGUCUGUCUGUCUGUCGAAUACAUAUAUUUUCAUAAAUCAGUACUAUUACAAGCUUAGCUAUAUGAUGAUCUAAACUAAAUUACUAAAACUACACAAACAAAAAGACCCUUAGGCCCUACACAAACAAUGAUUUAAUAAUUUGCAACUGUCUCUAUCAAUGACAACUAAGGAACAAAAAGCUAAAUAUGUCUGUCUGUCUUCUUGAUAACAUGGAUGGAUGGAUGGACAUCACGACAUGCAUGGCCACCAUAGAAGACACCCAGUGGUGACGCGAGGUAAAGUUACGUGUAAUCCAUGAUGACAAUGUUGAUACAGUAGAGUAGACUAUACGGGUAGAGGAAG
Messenger RNA from Corticium candelabrum, 1303 nucleotides. RefSeq lists its product as uncharacterized. The coding region runs from base 202 to 657 and encodes 151 amino acids. Gene Ontology annotation, cellular component: membrane. Lineage: Eukaryota; Metazoa; Porifera; Homoscleromorpha; Homosclerophorida; Plakinidae. The transcript is spliced from 4 exons. The record is from RefSeq and is a predicted model, not a curated record.